AUUUUACAUGCUAAUAGCGAAAAUACAAAGAAAAAAACAAUACUACCAUUUAUUGUACAUGCCAAUUUUCGACAAAAAACAAUAACUAAUACUAUUACUAUAAUUAUUUAUUUAUUUAUUCACUAUUUACUACUAUUAUUAUUAUUAUUUACAACUAUUAUGACCUAUUUAUCUACCUAUUUUAUCUAUUUAUCUAUCUAUUUUAUCUAUUUUACAAAAAUACAAAGAAACUAUUUUACAUGCCAAUUUUCGACAAAAAACAAUAACUUAUACAACAAAAAUACUACUAUUACUAUAAUUAUUUAUUCACUAUUUACUACUAUUAUUAUUAUUAUUAUUAUUAUUUUCGACUAUUAUGACCUAUUUAUCUACCUAUUUUAUCUAUUUAUCUAUCUAUCUAUCUAUUUCAUCUAUUUUACAUGCCAAAGUCACAUGGGAACAAAAAAG
This is a messenger RNA of Cantharellus anzutake, 447 nucleotides long. RefSeq lists its product as uncharacterized. The annotation marks the transcript as partial. Lineage: Eukaryota; Fungi; Basidiomycota; Agaricomycetes; Cantharellales; Hydnaceae. The record is from RefSeq and is a predicted model, not a curated record. The transcript is spliced from 8 exons.